AAAUUCAACACACUAGACGUGUGCACCUGCUGACACGCCCACUCUGAGCUUACCAUGCGUCCCUCUGUUUACACGCUGUUCUGCUAUCACAAAUUUUCUUUUAAGGACAAAUUUACCGUGUCCCCUUUAAGCGAAUGAUAUUCGAGAAAAGCCGGGAUUCUCUGUUCGUAUAACGUCUGGAUUAGGCUGUUAGAGUUUAGUGUAGGUAUAUUGUGAGUUAUUCACACUUCAUUUGGUAUGGGCGCGGCUCAGAUAUGAAGAACACGAAGACCUAUUGAAACAGAAAAAAUAGAAACACUCUCUACUGAUCAUCCAUAUUACAUUUGGACACAGCUCUAUAACAACAUGCAGAAGACGUUAUUGCUCUCUCUUUUAUUAUUAUUUAUGGGAGGUGUGUCUGGUGGCAAUGAAACAGGGUCAGUGUCUGUGAUGGAAGGAGAUUCUGUCACUCUACACACUGAUGUUAGUGAAAUAAAUAAUGACGAUACUUUACUGUGGGUGUUUGGACCUAAAGAAUAUGUCAUUUCUCAAAUAACGAGAAAGAACGAUUUGACCUCAUUUUUUGUCACCGAUGAUGAGAGAUUCAGAGGCAGAUUGCAAGUGGAUCAAAAGAUUGGCUCUCUCACUAUUAGAAAUACAAGGAUCACACACUCUGGACAAUAUAAACUAACGAUCUCGAGAGAAAAGACUACGACCAAGAUAUUUAGUGUUACCAUCUUUGGCGUUGUUAACGAGACGGAUGGAAUGAAGUCAGUCUCAGUGAUGGAAGGAGAUUCUGUCACGCUACACACUGAUGCAGAAAUACACACAGAUGAUCUGAUAGUGUGGAGGUUUGGAGAUAAAGGCAUACUCCUGGCUAAACUCGAUGUAGGGACUAAUGAGAGCUCAUUAAAUGAUGCUGAUGAGAGAUUCAAAGAUCGACUGCAGCUGAAUCAGACUGGGUCUCUGACCAUCAAGAAGACCAGAACUGAACACACUGGACUUUAUGAAGUACAGAUCAGAGGCAGUGAGAGCUCACAGCGAUUCCUUCUCUCUGUCACUGCAGCUCCCAUUCAGGUUCUGUCUCCUGGUGCUAUAGCAGGGAUAACUGUUGCCGUUCUGCUGGCGGUUGCAGUUUUGAUUCACUGUCAGUGCAGAAUCUCUAAACUAAAAAAACAAGUGGGUGAAGAUAAGUCAGCGAAGGAAGGAGAAUCUGUCACUCUACCGACUGGUCUUACUGAAAUACAUAAAGAUGAUAAGAUACAAUGGUGGUACGAAGAUGAAAACAAUCUCAUUAUUUUUUGGUGGUGA
This is a messenger RNA of Cyprinus carpio (common carp), 1290 nucleotides long. RefSeq lists its product as uncharacterized. NCBI's taxonomy places the organism in Eukaryota, Metazoa, Chordata, Actinopteri, Cypriniformes, Cyprinidae. Bases 346 to 1290 code for a protein of 314 amino acids. The record is from RefSeq and is a predicted model, not a curated record. The transcript is spliced from 6 exons.